UUCCUGUAUCAAUUCGUCACGCCUGCGCAUCCGGAGAACGCGUCUCGUCAGCGGGAGUGCGUCAAACGUCAUCAUCGUGGCAAGAUGGUGGCCACCAGAAGAGGAACACGCGUGGGCUCCCCUGUGAAAAAUACUAGCGAUGAAAACUCAGGAGCCACGCAGCCUACUCCUUCGACCAGAAGAACACGGCGCAGAACGCUAAUGGAGGAAAACCAGUCCCAGUCUGAACUUGCAGACGACUCCCAGCCAGAUGAGCCGAAGGAUGACCGUACUGCCUCUUCCUCAGUUGCUAGUCCGCUCAAGCGAGAAAGUAGAAGAUCCACACGUCUCCUUGCUGACAAAAAGGAACCAAACUCUACCAAUGAAGCUGAUGUGUCUGAGUCAGAGUCCUGCUGCUCUGUAGUUUCUGAGGUGCAGGGGACUCUCAGAACCCGACAGAGGACUGCAGUCAGGGACAAGCCCACUGUGCAAGACGAGGCAUCUGAAGUUGAAUCCUGCUCAUCUGAGUUGUCAGUGACCCGUUCUCGGAGAGCUCCACGCAGCCUGAGGAAGCGUGUUCUGACUUCAGCUGCUACAAAAGAUGCCGCAAAGAAUGAAGAUGAUGAUCCUUCAGGGGACGAGUCCUGCAGUUCUGCUGUAUCCUUCACUACAGCUAUGGAAACUCGUCGUAUAACAAGGAGUCAUCGGAAGACUGCUGUUCCUUCUGCAGAAGCAGAUUCAUCUGGACCAGAGUCAUGCUCCUCCAGCGUUUCUGGCCUUCAUGGCUCUGUGGUCCGCAGAUCUGCUCGAAACCAGGUCAAGCUGACCCAGCCGAUCCCUUUGAGCUUUGAGGAAAGCACAGACAGCCCUUCUUCUCCAGUGUCCAAGAAGAGAGGCCAUAGGAAUAAGGUUGAUGAGGAAAAUGAGUCAGACGGAUGCAAGUCUGUUCCUAGCACAAGUCUGUCGAGAUCCAACAGGCGUCAAACCAAACCUGGUGAGUCUGAUUCAGAAUCAUUAGCUACUGAUGUCUGCCAUUUUCAGGGGAGCCCAAGCCUUCAAAGAGGAAGGGGGACUCCUUGUAGUAGCCGAACGGGGUCUUCUAGUAGUACCUGUGCGGUUCCUGUAACCAGGGCAAGUAAAGCAAAAGUGAAUUCUGAUGUUGGUGACACCUUUACAACUGUUGCUGCCAUGCCUGAGGAACUGGGUGAGGAGCAUGAACCUCAUCCUGAAAGUUUUCCAGUACCUGAUGGUGAUAAAGCUGAAGACACAGUAGAACAAUUGGAUAGCACUGUGACCAUGGAUACCAGUGAAGCUCAAGAAUCCAUCAUGAUUGAGGAGAGAGCUGAAGAUACCACUGUAGUUCUUGAUCAGGAUGAGGCCAUCGAGAUGCAGGGACCCCAGAGCAUCUCGCAGGAUAUCGAGGCGGUGGAGGACAGUGGAACUGAAAUUCUGACACUUCAAGAAAAACCUGUGGAUGAAACUUCUACUGUGGUAAUUGAAGAGCCUGAAGAUCUUGCCAUGGAAAGUGAUGAGCCAGAGUUUGUGGAGACGAGCCAUGUUGCUGAAAAUCUGGUAGACCCCACCGUAGAAGAUCCUGUGUCAACUGUGGUUGAGGAGCAUGAGAACAAGAUUGAGUGUGAAAAGAAAGGUGUAAUCGUUUAUGAGGAAGCUAAUGAUACCAUUAAGACAACUGGAAAUGAUUCUGUAAUGUUGAAUGACCUUGAAGGCCCUUCUACAAGCUCACACACUGAACCAAAUUUGAUCACCACAGAGGAAAUAUCCAAGAAACUUCCUCCUCAGAAAAAAAGGAUCAGUUUACUCGACAGCAGUGAGGAUGAAGACAGUGCGGAUGAAGGUCUGUCUUCAGAGGAGGAAGGUCGUUCACAGAAAGUUGAAGACGAUGUGAUACACCCUGUUGGAAAUCAGGCAUCAGAAAAACCAGAGGCACAUGGUGAUGGACUGUUUGUCAUAGACACUAAACCUGGACUACAGUCUGAGAAACAGUAUUAUGUUAAUGCCAAGCAAACAGAGGAAGAGGAUGAGGAGGAUUUUGUUGAUGAGGAAGAUGAUGAUGAUGAUGAUGAAGAUUCAAAAGUGCUGUUCACUUCCAAAAAGCCUCUUAUACAGCUAUCUAGUGUCAUUGACACGGGUCUGAAAAUGAAGGAACUUGGUGGUUUGUACAUCAGUUUUAAUGGCAACAACCCAAAGAGUCUUUCCAACAGUUCGAAAACCCAGAACAAUCCAGAUGAGUUGCUGAAGAAGAGUGUUAUCGUUCCGGAUUUUGAGAAAAAAGAUUCUGUUCCUCCAUACAGUGAAUCAAAGCAUGAAGCUAAACUCAAGCGCAAGGCGGAAAGAGAAAAGACAACUGGUGAUGGCUGGUUCAACAUGAGAGCUCCAGAAUUAACAGAAGAGCUCAAAAAUGACCUGAAGGCACUGAAGAUGCGCUCCGCUAUGGACCCAAAGCGCUUCUACAAGAAGAAUGACAGAGAAGGACCUCCCAAGUACUUUCAGGUUGGUACAGUGGUUGACAACCCAGUAGACUUUUAUAGUUCAAGAAUCCCUAAGAAACAAAGGAAAAGGACCAUGGUGGAGGAGCUGCUUGCAGAUGCAGAGUUUAGAAGCUAUAACAAAAAGAAAUAUCAAGAGAUCAUGGCAGAAAAAGCAGCACAGGCCGCUGGCAAGAUGAACAAAAAGAAGCACAAGUUUCAUAAAAAGAAAAUUAAUUUAUAAUUUCAUAAGACAAAUCAGUUUUUUUUUGUCCUCUUUCCUGAACAAGAAUUGUUUAGCCUUUGUAAAUAUAAGGCAACUAUUUUUUUUUUCAGUGGAUUAUUGAACAACCAUUUUUAGUGUUAUAAUCAUAUGCAUUGCAUGUAAAAAAGAAACACAUGCAGCUUGUACAGAGACAAUGAUUUUAGAGAUUGUCUGACUGAUUACACCUCUGUGGAUUCACAAUUAAUCAAGUCCAAAGAAAGUGUACUGUAGUAAAUUAAAUAACAUCUUGUCAAACUCCCA
Carassius carassius (crucian carp) is the source of this 2991-nucleotide messenger RNA. It is a transcript of the gene dnttip2, whose product is annotated as deoxynucleotidyltransferase, terminal, interacting protein 2. Gene Ontology annotation, biological process: RNA processing. The transcript is spliced from 7 exons. Gene Ontology annotation, cellular component: nucleolus. Gene Ontology annotation, molecular function: RNA binding. NCBI's taxonomy places the organism in Eukaryota, Metazoa, Chordata, Actinopteri, Cypriniformes, Cyprinidae. The record is from RefSeq and is a predicted model, not a curated record. Bases 85 to 2709 code for a protein of 874 amino acids.